GUAGUGUUGAUGGUGUAGGUUGUGGCAAGUCUAGAGUUUUACUAGUGAGAUCGUCCCUGGAGAGCAGCAGCCAUGGGCAAGUCAUUUGCCAAUUUCAUGUGUAAAAAGGAUUUCCAUCCUGCCUCCAAAUCCAACAUCAAGAAGGUAUGGAUGGCAGAACAGAAAAUAUCCUAUGAUAGGAAAAAGCAAGACGAUCUGAUGCAGCAGUACUUAAAAGAACAAGACUCUUAUAACAAUCGGGUACUUUUAGGUGAUGAAAAGGUAAAAAGUGGGUUGAAUUUCAUGUAUGAAGCACCACCAGGAGCUGAAAAAGAAAUAAAAGAGCAAGAAGGAGAGACAACUGAAUACAAAUUUGAAUGGCAGAAGAUGGCCCCUCGUGAAAAGUAUGCUAAAGAUGACAUGAAUAUCAGAGAUCAGCCCUUUGGUAUACAGGUUCGCAACGUCAGGUGUAUCAAAUGCCACAAGUGGGGUCAUGUGAACACAGACCGAGAAUGUCCACUUUUCGGUCUCUCUGGGAUCAAUGCAAGCUCAGUCACUGCAGAUGGGUCAGGACCAUCAAUGCACCCCUCGGAGUUAAUGGCGGAGAUGAGAAACAGUGGGUUUGCUCUGAAACAAAAUGUACUGGGAAGAAACCUGACCGUAAAUGAUCCAUCGCAGGUUUAUGUUGUCAGUGAUGCAGAGGAGGAGGAAGAUGACCCGGAAGUGGAGUUUUUAAAAUCUCUAACAACAAAGCAAAAGCAGAAACUUCUGAGAAAACUAGAUCGUCUUGAAAAGAAGAAGAAGAAAGACAAGAAAAAGAAGCUAAAAAAGAAGAAAGGAAAGAGUAAGCAGAAGAAGCAUAAGAGCAGCAGCCGCAGUAGUAGCUCCUCCAGUGGGUCAUCUAGCAGUAGUGACAGCUCCUCUGAGAGUGAGGAUGAGAAAAGACAUCGGAAAGAUUCCAAAAAAACAAAGCGUGCCAAGGAAUCUGAUGAUAGCCGUAAUGACUGUGAGGAUAAAGCAGUGUCACAGAAGAGCAGAAGAGAAGAUGAACCUUCAUCUAGCCAGAGGAAAGGUCAUGGUGGUUGGGAGGAGAACCGCAGCUCCAGAUCUGAGAUCCAAAUGUCUCAAAAAGAAAAGAGGGAACAUCACAGGACAGAGGAAUACAGCCGAUCACAUCAAAGAGAGGAGAAAUCAGAGAAAAGCCAUAGGCCUGAGAAAUCUCGAUCUAAACGGAGCCCAAGUAAUGAACGAUCAAGAAGCAACAAGUAUAAAAGCAGGAGUCCAACCAGAAAUGAUCAUCGGGACAGGAAGCAGUAUGACUCUGAGAAGAGGCGCAGAGGGUCGAGGAGCAGAAGCCGAGACUGAGGGAGACGUAGGAGCAGUGAAAGAGAUCAGUCUUUUACCUACUGCAACCAAUCUAGUUCUAAUAUGUUUUUUAAUAGACAAUGUAUGAGGGAAAG
Nanorana parkeri is the source of this 1439-nucleotide messenger RNA. RefSeq names its product corepressor interacting with RBPJ, 1 (gene CIRSR). NCBI's taxonomy places the organism in Eukaryota, Metazoa, Chordata, Amphibia, Anura, Dicroglossidae. Gene Ontology annotation, molecular function: transcription corepressor activity. The transcript has 11 exons. The record is from RefSeq and is a predicted model, not a curated record. Gene Ontology annotation, biological process: negative regulation of DNA-templated transcription. Gene Ontology annotation, cellular component: nucleus. The coding region runs from base 73 to 1344 and encodes 423 amino acids.